CUUGAAAUGUAAAAAUGUUCAAGCCGGAGUUGAAAAGGCAAACUUGGCAGCAACUUUGAAGGCUCACAUAAUUAUGCGCAUAGCAUCGCCACCACCGAUCCUGCUGGUCCACCUCCUUCUCUAUCACCUGCUCCUGAUCUCGCCCAGCCUCUCAGCCAGCUACCAACGUUCUUCGAACUGCCAGCAGCAACAGCAGCAUCCCAGCAUCUCCAGCUCCAGGUCGCAGGACACAGGAUCCGAGGACCUGACCAUGGGCCUGAGGCACGGCUCCAACUCCAAGCAAACGGCCUCGAAUAUUGCCCUGAAGGCGGCCCAGGAGGCCAAGAAGGCGUCGGAUACCCAGGCUCCGGCUGCCCUGGCCGCCGCCCGUCAGGUGAAGCAUCAGUUAGCUGAAAAAGCGGUUGCCGCUGCCAAGGCCGCGGAGGCAGCCCUGGCUGGUAAACAGCAGAUUCUCGAGCAGCUGCAGGAUGAAGUGCACGAGGCGGAGAUUAUCGUCCAGGAGGAGAGCUACUCCUUGGUGGGAUCACAGACAAAUCUCAAUGCCGCUGUGGCCACUGCGAAGCAGACGCAAACGCUAUUGCAAUCGCUGCGGAACUCUGUAAAAAUCGCCGAGGAUGCGCUGAGCAACGCGGAGGCAGCUGCAUCCGGUGCCCAGCAGGAGUUGUGCGAAAAAACGCAGCUGGUGGAUACCGCUCGCCAGCGGGCGGAGAUGCUAAUGCAGCAGCUGCGUUCCGCCAAACUGGAUUACACCAAUACGAAGAAGGCCGCCUACAGAGCAGCCUGUGCCGCCUCCGAGGCCCGGCACAAAGCUGUACGGGAUCGAAGAUCCUCCUCCGGGGAGGAAACGGAAAUCGAAGGAGCUUCCGGACAACAGCAGCAAAUGCUGCAGCAACACAAACAGGAGCAGGAGCAUCGAAGACAGAACUUAGAAGAGGGGCAAGCGGUCAAGGGACAGGCGCAAGAAUGGGAAUACAACGAGCAGGGUAAAGCUAUAUUUUCCAAUUGAAGUGCCUUUUGCAAUACA
Messenger RNA from Drosophila takahashii, 1024 nucleotides. RefSeq names its product transcription factor sma-9. NCBI's taxonomy places the organism in Eukaryota, Metazoa, Arthropoda, Insecta, Diptera, Drosophilidae. The record is from RefSeq and is a predicted model, not a curated record.